UUCAUGUACAAAACAUUCAAGUAUUCGAGGUUGUUAUGGAGAUAUCAAAUAGCAACGAGCUGAAACAAGGUUGUGAAACAUCCAAUGUCACUUGCAGGACUUCAAACGAAGGUUAUUUAUGGUCUGAAGACAAAUAUCGAAGGCAAUGCACAUUUUCUAACCGACAAUGAUGUCUUGUAUCCUAUUGGAAAUGUUUUGGCAGUUCAUAAUUUCUCACAAUGUCGGCAAAGACUUCUCUAUCUACCAGAAAACCGUCAGAUCAACAUUAUUUGUGUUGCACCCACCAAAAAAUUUGUGGCAAUAUGUGAAACAGGAGAAAAACCGUUGAUUUCAAUCUACGAACUAUCUUCUUUGAAAAGAAAAAGGACUCUUGGUAUUCCGUAUGAGGUUUCAGGAGUCACCAAGUUCUCUUGCAUUGCUUUCAGCUUCGAUACUCGAUAUUUAGCUGCAAUCACUGGAGAACCAGAUCAAACAAUGCUCUAUUAUGUUUGGGAAAAAGGGAAGGUUGAAUCCAGCAUCCGUCUAUCAAAUCCACAGAAUUCUUUAUCAUCAUUUUUCUUGAUAUCCUGUAACCCAGGUGAUAUUGGAAUUGUGGCAGUAGCAGGAGACUAUGCUUUCAAAUUUCUUACAGUAUCUGAAACAGUUUGGCGUUCUUAUGGUUUUGCAAAGGCAGACAAUUUACUCAUCAGUUCAAUUUGUUGGUUAAAUACUGACCGACUACUUGCUGGAAUUAAAGAUGGUCGAAUAUUUUACUUCGAAAAUGGUGAGUUAAAAAAUAUCUACAAAAUGGAACAGACCAAUUUGUUGAAUCUUAAAAUCAGGGAGGAGUUUGCUCUCCAGCCUACAUCUUCCCAAACCAAUUUAGCUGCUGAAGUCCAAUGGCCAAAUGAGAUUGGUUGUUUAAUAGCAUUUCCCAAAGGCUUUGCUUUCGCAUGUGGACUUGGGAAAGUUUUGGUUUUUGAAAAACAAGGCCAGCAUAAGUAUCUGAAGAAACAUAUCUUCACUAUUCCACCUCAAGUGUCACAAGAAUCACGGCCAGACUCUUAUAAGAUAAACUUUAUCACCAUUAAUCCUAGUUUCGAUCAACUUCUAGUCACUUCCAACUGGGCCCAGCUGUUUUAUGCCAAGUUGUUUCAUGAAGAAAACUUGGAAACUAAGGAAUUCAGCAUCAUGGGCCAGCAGUUACAUCACGGCCGAAUUGGGCGGAUCUCAAUGUGUGCAUGGAAAUCAGUUUUCAUGACCUACGGAUGUGUUGAUAGGAGUGUCAGAUUAUGGGACUAUGAAACAGAGAGUUUACUUCUGAUGAAACAAUACGCAGAAGAUAUUUUCAGUAUUUCUUUGCAUCCAAUUGGACUUUUCUGUCUCAUUGGAUUCAGCGACAAAUUAAAAUUCCUCACCAUUUUGAUGGAUGAUUUGCUACUCACUGCAGAAUUUUCCAUCCGCAGUUGUCGAACAGUUGAUUUCAGCCAUGGUGGGCAUCUUUUUGCUGCAGUCAACGGCAAUGUCAUCCAGAUCUACUUCACUAUCGGAUUCUCCAAUCGGUUGCUUCUGAAAGGUCAUACUGGGAAGAUUAAAGAGCUCAAAUGGGCACAAAAUGACUUGAAAUUAGUUUCGAUUGGAUCUGAAGGUGCUAUUUAUAUUUGGAAUACUGGAGAUGGAUCAAGGAUGUCUGAAAUUAUUCUUAAAAAUGUAUCGAUUCAUGGAGUAGCUUUUAGUGUUCAAGAAUCAAUUAUUUAUUGUAUCUCCAGUGAUAAUAAGAUCCGUGAAAUUAAAGAAGAUCGAGUUUUACAUGAGUUUUAUGCUCCAGAAGUGGUAAUGAGUCUUUUGUUGAUGAGUCAACAAGAUUCAUUCCUUUUCAUCACUUGUCCAGGUGGUAAAAUUUGCUCUUUUAAGGUUCCUCUACAUGAACCACUGGAAUUUCAGACAUUUCACUUGCAUUCUGAAGACAUAACUGACCUUUCUGUAACUUUUAAUCAACAAAUAAUCGUUUCUUCCGGCAAUGAUGGCAGUCUAGCUUUUUGGAAGCUGCUAUCUAGUAAUAACAUUGAUUCAAUCAAGUGUAUCAACACUCAGGAAGUUUUAAUUAGCAAGAAAGAACUUGAAAAUAAGAUUAAAAAUAUUGAUGAGCUUAAUUUAAAGUUGAAAGAACUGGAAACAGAACAUUCAUAUAACGUGCGUCAAAUUGAAGUACAAAAUAAUGAAAAAAUGAAAGAUAUUCAUCAAGGAUAUUGUGCAGCUAUCGAAGAGUUAAAGGAUCGUAUUGAGCAGCUUAAGGAAGAAAGAAUGAAUGAGUUGAAUAAUAUUAAUCAAGAAAUAGCUGAGAUGAAGGCAUUUCAUGAAAAAACGAUACAAGAAAUGGAAAGUAAUUAUAAUUCCAAGUUAAUUGUGGAGUAUGAUAAGUAUGUAGAGUUGGAGAAAAGUAGUUAUUCAAUGAAAGAAGAUUAUGAAGAAGAAAUAAAAAAGCUACAAGUAGAAUUGAAAGAGGAAUUGAGGAAGACUGUUGAUGAAUUUGAAGUAAGAAUUCAUGAAAAAAAUGUAGAGAUUGAAGAAUUGCAAGAAGAAAUGACACAUUUAGUUGGAGAACAUGAAAAAAUAAAAGAAGAUAUGGAAGAGGAUUUUGAUCGUGAGGUGAUUGAAUUGCGAACAAAUUAUGAAACUCAAUUAUAUAAGGAAAGACAGGAUAAUUUAAAGCUUAAGGGAGAAGCGGGGAUGAUGAGAAAUCGGUAUUCAGCUGCACAAAAAGACAUUGAUGAUCUGAAAAGACAAGUUCUGAACCUGAAAAAGGAUCACACGAGAUAUCAAAAGAAUGUCCAAGUGUUGGAGCGAGAUGUGAUUGACUUGAAAAAUGAAAUUGAUGAAAGGAAUAGCAUGAUUCAGGAAAAAGAUAAAAAAAUUGGAGAAUUGGAGAAUAAAAAUCAAGAAUUAGAAAAGAUUAAAUUUGUCCUUAACUACAGAAUAGAAGAGUUGAAGAAUGAAAUAAAGCCAAGGAAUGAAGAAAUAGCAGAGUUGAAGCAUAAAAUUCAUGAUAUGGAGAUGGAACUCAUUAAUUUACAUAAAGUCAACACGGGUUUGGAGGUCAGAGUUAAUGAACUGAGGGACAAAUUAGUAGGCAUUAAGAGAAAGCUGAGUAUUGAGGUUGAAAAAGAGAGGAAGGCACAAAUGAUGAUCAAGAAAAUUAGACAUGACCUCGCUGAGACUAUUGAAGUUUUUCAAGAUCCAAAAGCGUUGAAAAUAGUUGUAAAGAAUCUUCAUCGACGAUAUGGAAUCGAUGAUGAAUUUUUGAAGAGUCAAGAAUCAGAUGUAAAUGUUUAUCUUGAGUUCUCAAGACAGAGAGAUCAAAUGGAAAGAACAAUAGCGACAUUGAAGAAACAAGUGGUUAGAAAUAAAUAAAGUGUAAUAAGAAUUAGCAUAA
Chelonus insularis is the source of this 3412-nucleotide messenger RNA. RefSeq names its product testes of unusual size (gene tous). The transcript has 3 exons. Gene Ontology annotation, molecular function: protein binding. Bases 85 to 3390 code for a protein of 1101 amino acids. The record is from RefSeq and is a predicted model, not a curated record. Lineage: Eukaryota; Metazoa; Arthropoda; Insecta; Hymenoptera; Braconidae.